Sycon ciliatum is the source of this 4924-nucleotide messenger RNA. RefSeq lists its product as uncharacterized. The transcript is spliced from 18 exons. The record is from RefSeq and is a predicted model, not a curated record. Gene Ontology annotation, cellular component: nucleus; RSC-type complex. Gene Ontology annotation, molecular function: chromatin DNA binding. The coding region runs from base 139 to 3765 and encodes 1208 amino acids. Lineage: Eukaryota; Metazoa; Porifera; Calcarea; Leucosolenida; Sycettidae.
CCGAAUGAAAAUACAGUGUACUGCAAACAUGUACAGCCAACACAGAGUCUAAACGUUGUAAACAGGUCGAUCGAAUAAUUGCAUGUGGCCUUUUCUUGAGGAGUGAUCCAUUUAGGCUGUUCCUGUAGUCUUGGAUCAAUGGACGAUGCAGGUAGCGAUGAGCAGCGAGACUACGCGGCCUUCCUUGAGGCAUAUUCAAAGCCCACGCAGAUCUACAGCUAUUUGAAGCAUCGGCAGAAAAACAACCCGGUGUUUCUGCACCGUAGUCUUUCCUACUUGCAAGUGUCCAACAGAAAGCCACUUCGACGAAGGAAUAUACCGGGAUCCGCAGAGAGAGUAUGUUCUGCACUGCUGUCGACGCGCCAGCAAAUCAACUGGCAACGAGUCCGGUUCUUCGGGCCGUGCCAUGCAUCAAUCACUGAGCUACGCGGUCUGGAAGAUGUGCUCCUGGCCAAGUGUGGUGUUGAUACGGCCCACAUUGACAUAUCUCUUGUCAAACGCUCAACAACAGCAGCAGCAGCACAUCUCGAAGAGGAUGGUAUUUGCCAUGUCGUAUCACUGGGAUCGCUUGUGGCGCCUUGCACGUGGAAAGAUGCGGGAGAAACGCCUCCUGCCAGCCAAGCAGCUAACUGUGCGGCUGGCAGCUCCUCGUCUUCACUUUCAUCUCCAUCCUGCUCCGUCGAUCUGACUUGUAACACUGACAUUCUGCCCGAGCGGCUACAGGACAUCGUGGAUGACCCUCCGUCUAAGGACGAGUGCUGGUGUCUUGUGUUCAAGGUCUCCUUUGUCCCGGAUGCGGACACCAUCGAUAGCCUGCUCCCCGUCAGGCGACCAGUCGGACACCCUGUUCACUCGCACACAAAUCCCUCGCAGCAGCAGCAGCGCUCACAUACUGCCAGUCCUACUCCAACCAGUGCAGAUACAGCAGCGGCAGCAGUGGUCAGUGUAGGUGCGGCAUCAACAGCAACGACAUCAGCCGUGAGAGAUGCGUCAGCGUCCCCGCAGCGUCACCUUCGCUCUCGCCAACGCUCUUCGUCGGCGUCGCCACCGCCACCGCCAAUCCUACACGUGGCCAGCGGCACGGUGAUACGGCAUUCCACUCGCUCCGGCAGCGCCAUCGCUCCCGUCAAGUCCGCAGGGGCGUCAGGCGUGCGCAAGUCGCAGCUGCGGUUCACUCGCCGCGAUCAGUCCCCGCCGCCGCUAAUGCUCACCGCCUCCGUGCAGCCGAGCGGAGACAGGGCCCCCCGGGCGAGCGCAGCGUACACCAAGCCGCUGGGUCGCACCGCCAGUGGUGGUGCUGCCGGAGUUAGCAGCAACCCCGUCGCCCGCGCUCUGCCGUCGCUACUCCCGGCGAGCGCCGCCGUUGCCACGGCAUCGCCGCCGGCGGGCGUCUCGCGGAAAUCCCGCGAGCUCCGGAACCUGGCAAUGGACGACUGCUUCACCGCUCAGCUCCAGCAGAGUGCCGCCGCCGCCUCCGCUGCUGCUGCCAGUGCAGCAGCAACUGGGCCAUGCUUGCAGCGAACCAAGUCGAAAACGAGCAUCAAGUGCGACUCCAUGUCCGGAAAAGGUACUCCAGACAACGGUGCCAGUUCGAAUCCAAUCGCGGUGCAUGGUACGGGAAGUGAUCAGGAGAAGAUUGCGGCUCCGCAGCGAAGGCAGCGGCAACAGCCAGGAGCUGCUCUCGAGUCGGUGUGCUUCAAAGCCGAGGUUCGCAUUGCGGACGGCUCUAACCCGUUCUUACUGAAAGAGGGCACGUAUGAACUGUUCUGCAAGCGACACGCCACCUAUAGGCGGCCACACCGCGACUUCGUGGACGAGGACUGUGCGUCCAGUUGUCAGCCCAGCUCUGCCGAUUCCACGGAGACGUGCUCGUCUCCCCGGCACAGUCUACGGUCGUCGCGGCACUCGGACCACCGCUCACCUUCGCCCUCGUUUUCCACUCGCCGCAGCGCUCGCCUCUCCUCACCGCCCUCAUCCCAGCACUCCGAGGACUCGUACAGUGGCGAACAACAGCGGCAGCAGACCACCAGCGGCGGCGGGCGGGGGCGCUCCAGGAGCGGCGCGCCCCGCUCACUCUCGCGCUCUGCCUCUCCCGUACUCGUCAGCGGUGGUGGCCGCGCCGCAACUAAGCGACAUCACCGUUCUGCUGGUGCUGCAGUCGGCUGUGGUGGCGCACCAGCGGAGAAGUCCGGUGCAGAGUCGGCCAACGACGGCGAGCCACACUCCAAGCGCUCCUGUGGCGGUGGUGGUGGUAAUGGUGGUGGUGGUGCAUUGUCUGCCUCUAGCAGCGUCUCAAGCGAAACGGCGCCAGCUGACGACGACGAUGACACUGGGAAAGUGCUAUCCGAAGAGUCGGAGCUAGCUGCUGAGCUUGUGGCUGCUACUGCUGCUGCUGCUGCUGCUGCUGCUGCCGGCAGUAGUGGUAGUACAUGUAGUAGUAGUAAUAGUAGUGUUGGUGUGGAGUUGGAGCUGCGCCAAGAUCACACCACUGUACAGCCUGUAAAGACUCUGCCAGUUCUGAAGUUCAGCGUGUCUUGGCCGAGUGGCGCGCCCAUCAUCCAGUCAUCACCUGUUCAUAACAUCAAGAGUCUGCAGUAUCAACGUCGUCAAUCCGACGUGUGUGCCAAGCAAGCUGCCGACAGAUCACUGCCACCAGCCACAGCCGCAGCGGCAACAGCGCCGGUGAUGGUAUCGGCCACACCGCCAUCACCAACACCAACACCGGUCACGUGUAUACCAUCGUCGAUACCAGCCACUAACGGCACAUCGCAGGCAGCAGCAGCGGUGACGAUGACGGCAGUGGUGACGGUGGCAGCACCCGUUGCUCCACCGUUGCCGCCGGUGAUGCGCCAACCAGCACCGUCGUCCCUACAGCUCCAGCAAUCCCAUCCCCACCAACAAUCUCAUCCCCUUCAGCAACCUCAUCCCCUUCACCACCACCACCAGCCGCAGCAGCCGCAGCAGCAGCCACAGCUCGUCCUGUUCAACUUCAUGCACAACGGUGCCACGCUGCAGCAGACCCUGUCCAGGAACCCGUGGCUCUGUCCCUGGUGCUCGCGCAACUGCCGGCACGUCGCAGCUCUGACGCGUCACCUGCGUGCCUCGCAUCCUCGAUUCACCUUUCAUUUCCAACUGCAAGGCGCACAGCUGACGGUGAACGUGCAGGUGAAUGAGAGCUACGAGCACAUGUACAGCGGUGAUGCACACGAUCUGUUCUGCAUGUCUGCCAACCGCACUGGCUGUCCACAGCGUCGUCGUCCGCAAACCAAGUGCUGGGUUGCCAGACCCAGCUACUGUCGCGGCAUCGUUCCCGUGCGAGCUGAUCUGAACGCUCACGACGACUUGGACUGCCUAGAUGCCAAGGACACUGUGCAUGGGGACCGUGUUUAUUUCCGUUCGGCCACGUCGCUACCGCUGCUUCCUGCUGAGAUGGAGAUGGAUAGCGAGGAUGAGGAAACGCCGGCAUGGCUCAUAGACAAGACGGAAAUGAUGAUGGAGGAGUUCUCAGAUGUUAACGUUGGGGAGAAGGCGAUCAUGAAGCUCUGGAAUACGUUUGCGCUAAAAUUUCGGCCAAUAUCCGAUAUGCAGAUGCCCGAGAUGUGCAUGCAGUUUGUGGAGGAGCACUGGACGGAGAUACGCGACCGCGGCCUGCCGCGCAACUUUCUCCUCCACCUGGCGUGCGUCAGGGACUACGGCCUCCUCACGGCUGCGCAGGUGUACGACUGCCACAGGCGCUACAUGGACCUGUGUAAGCAAACUCCAUAGCCAGCGCGCCAUGACUACCUCAUCCUCUCUGUCAGAAUGAUUCUGCUACCCGCGCGCCUCUCUGGACACCGACGUUUGCUAGUGACUAGACUCCGUACUCUGAGCUUCGUCGAGUGGUCAUGCCCUCCCGAAAGUCGGUCGCAAAGCGUGAUGCGUGUAUGCACCGAGCCGUGGCAGUGGUGCAUUGUACGCCUGGCAGCCUGGCCGAGUGCAGUGACCGAACUGACCACCACCACCACCACCACUGCUGCUGGUGUAAACACAUGUCGGGCACUACGCUCACCAGUAUGGUGCUCGUGCACACUGCUGCCCUCGAUGUCAAGAUUUUGAACUGGGCUAGGCGCUCUUGUUUCUACUCCUGUACACUCUCCAAGGACAUUAGAGCAUGACUUCAAGCGAUGUCAAGCGAACUACAAGCACCAUGUACAUGAUUGCACACUAGCUAUUGUAUUGUCAAUCUCAUAAUAAUUAUUGCUACUAUUCCUUUCUUUUCUAGGAAUCUAGGUUUUUAUUUUUCGUGUCUGGACAAUUCCCGUCUUCGCAACUCUAGGUUUUCAUUUUUAACGAUAUAGUAUUUCGACUCUCGACUCCGACUCCAUGUCUCUCGCCUCUGUGUGUCUCGCCUUUUUGUCUGUCCCGUUUAUCUGGAUUGCUUCCUCAUGAUCUGGUGGUACUCUAUUUGUGUGUGUGUGUGUGUGUGUUUGUGUGCGUGUGUGUGUGUGUGUGUAUGUGCGCGUGCGCGUCGUUGUUGAUGUGUUUUGCGGGUAGGCUUCUGAUUCGCUUCAUGCAUAGGCCCUGCCAUGCGUCAUGUGGUGCAGUCAGUGCAUGUUCCCCGGGUGCCAGGCUGCGUCUGUUUUUCUCUCUGGCGCUGUCCCCCUGCCUUAGGAAUUACCCCCCCCCCCCCCGUUGUGUAUGUGCGCCUUACAACAAGCAACUUGUGGAUGUUGCAUUGCGGCUUCGGUGUACCUUACCUAAUCUCACCACAUACCCAUCAGUUCUAUUUUCGUACCCAACUGUGUUGUGAAUAUUUUGUUAGUUGUUAUAUAAACUUAUUUUUUUACCCUGUUUUUUACGGAAGUCAUUGUACCGGUGCUGGUCGUUUUAUUGCAUCGUUACUGGAAGCCCUCAGCCUGUGAUCAAGUCUCAUUGCCACUCUAUA